GAUGGCGCCGCUUAUCCUCAAAACAUUUUAAGUUGGAAACGAAAAAAAUAUGUCUUUGAUGAAUGGAACAUUAGUGCAGUUUAUCACGGCACUAUUUACAAUGAAGAAGUCGAGUCUAGUUCAUAUGCCACUCGUGUAAACAUCAUUUAAGCAUCAGCAAACAGGAGGCGCAUCGGGUGGACGGUCGGACUGCAGCAUCCACCUGAAUCUCCUCACCAGCCUCAGCCUCUCUGAGAGCGCGAGAGUGACGGGAACGGAGGACGAGAUUUCACCAGACCGGAGGCUAUGGCAGCCGGUGGAGGAUGCGGGGAAUCGGUGGAUCAUUACCGGGCCGAGGUGGAGAGGCUGACCCGAGAGCUCGCAGAAGCGAACCGGGAGAAGAUCCGGGCUGCGGAAUGCGGUCUGGUGGUGCUGGAGGAGAACCAGACGCUCAAGCAGCAGUACGCGGAGCUGGAGACCGAGCAGGAGGCUCUCAAACAGGAGUUAGAGCAGCUGCAGGAGGCGUUCGGUCAGGCUUACACCAGCCAGCGUAAAGUAGCCGAGGAUGGUGAGACAAACGAAGAGACAUUAUUGCAGGAAUCUGCCUCCAAAGAGGCCUAUUAUAUGGGACGUCUGGUGGACCUUCAAACCCAGCUCAACCUGAGCAGCUCCGUGGCCUCCAGCGCCCAAGUGGAGACUGAACAUCUCAACGCCCUGGUGCAGGAACUCGGAGAGAAUAAUGAGAUGUUAGAGCUACAAAGGAACAGGAUGAGAGAGGAAAUCAGAGAGUAUAAGUUCAGAGAGACCAGACUGCUGCAGGACUACACUGAACUGGAGGAGGAGAACAUUACUCUACAGAAACUAGUGUCAACACUCAAACAGAAUCAGGUGGAAUAUGAGGGUCUAAAGCAUGAAAUCAAAGUGCUUGAGGAAGAGACGGUGCUACUCAACAGCCAGCUGGAAGAUGCUUUGCGUUUGAAAGACAUUUCUGAAGGCCAGUUAGAAGAGGCGUUGGAUGCUCUGAAGAGUGAGAGAGAGCAGAAGAACAAUCUGAGAAAGGAGCUGGCCCAUCAUCUCAGCCUGACGGACAGUGUGUACGGAGCCAGUACCCACCUGGCCAUCUCUGCCGUGGAGGGUUUGAAGUUUGCAGAGGAGGCAGCAACCAAUGGCACGUCUGCAUCUGGGUCUAACCCCAACAAUGAUGACCGUAACCGCUGUAAUGAGUGCAAUGGGCAUGGACCAAAGGUGAACGGAGAAUAUCACCAACCUGGAGGCAGGAAGGGAGAGGUGCUGCACCCAGUGUCUGAUCUCUUCAGUGAACUCCACCUGUCUGAGAUACAGAAACUCAAACAACAGCUCCUACAGGUUGAGCGAGAGAAGGCGGUUAUACUUACCAACCUGCAGGAGUCUCAAACUCAACUGCAGCACACACAGGGCGCUUUAACUGAGCAGCACAGGCGUGUUCACCGCCUUACGGAGCGCUUCAACUCUAUGAAGCGUCUCUACAGCGACAAGGAGUUUGACACAGAGGAGUCCGAGAAGAGCGUCGGGCCCAUUAACGGUUGCUGCGAUAAUGAGGCAGACAUCAAUGGAAUGGAGCUUCUGGAGUGCAAAUACAGAGUUGCCGUGACUGAAGUCAUUGACUUGAAGGCGGAGCUUAAGGCUUUGAAGGAAAAAUAUAACCAGUCUGUGGAGAACCAAUCAGAAGAGAGCAACCACAGCGAAGGGAAGGUCCAGGCUCUCGAAGAACAAGUGAAACGGUUGGAGAAAGCCUGGCGCGAGGGCCGCGAGCGGGUUAGCAGUCUGGAAGCGGAGCUCCGGUGUGCUUCUGUUAUGGCUAGCGAAAGUAACAGCAUGCUGAACACAGCUCAGGACGAGCUGGUUACAUUUAGCGAGGAACUCGCUCAGCUUUACCACCAUGUCUGCUUGUGCAACAAUGAAACUCCGAACCGUGUCAUGCUGGACUACUACCGUCAGAGCCGGGUCACACGUAGCGGCAGUCUCAAAGGCCCAGAGGACCCAAGAGCCCUGCUUUCUCCACGUUUAGCUCGCCGAAUCGCGGCUGCUAACUCCUCAGACGUGUCCAAGAGUCCUCAAGACUCUCCAUCAAAGGAACCCCUUGGAGAAGGAACUAAAGGGGAAGGAGGAAGCCCCAACAAAACACUGUUUGGUUCACCAAUCAAUGGUUCAUCUCUCUCACCCUCCCCAGUGCCAGAAACAGGUGAUCUCCGCCGCGAACCCAUGAACAUCUAUAACCUCAACGCCAUCAUCCGUGACCAGAUCAAACACCUGCAGAAAGCUGUGGACCGCUCGCUCCAGCUGUCCAGGCAGAGGGCUGCAGCACGAGAGUUGGCACCCAUCCUCGAUAAGGACAAAGAGGUCUGCUUGGAGGAGAUCCUAAAACUCAAAUCCCUCUUGAGCACCAAAAGAGAGCAGAUUGCUACAUUGCGUUUUGUCCUGAAAGCCAACAAACAGACUGCCGAGGUGGCCCUUGCAAACCUGAAGAGUAAAUAUGAAAAUGAGAAGUCUAUGGUGACGGAGACAAUGAUGAAGCUUAGAAAUGAACUAAAGGCCCUCAAAGAAGAUGCAGCCACCUUUUCCUCACUGAGGGCAAUGUUUGCCACAAGAUGUGAUGAGUACGUAACUCAGCUGGAUGACAUGCAGAGGCAGCUGGCUGCCGCAGAAGAUGAAAAGAAGACUCUGAACUCCCUCCUGCGAAUGGCCAUUCACCAGAAACUGGCCCUCACCCAGCGCCUGGAGGACCUGGAGUUUGACCAUGAGCAGUCGCACUGUGGCCGUGGAGGGAAAGUGCCAAAAAUUAAGAGCAGCCCUCAAAAAUCUCUCUUAGAUUGUCAGCAGCCUGCUGGCUCAGUACCGCCAACCUCCCCACAACUGAGGCGCGGGAGGGCAUCCACGGGCCACAGUCCUGUGUUGUUAGCUCUUCAAGAGGACCUGAUGGCCAACUCCAGAUUUCCAUGUGAUCCUUUCAACUGUCUGGCCCAUCAUUCUCAUUUUUUUGGCCCUUAGCCUCCUGUUGUUGGACUCCUCACAGAGACAGAUGAAGGGGGCGGGGCACAUCAGUCAAUCAUGACCUCCAGCCAAUCAGAUGCUCCAGAGGGGCCCGCCCUAAUUUCCCACCCAUUCAUUGAAAUUGGAUGAAUUAUUCAAUGAUGCAUAUUGUAAGUACUAAUUAUCAUCUUGAGUGAGAUGAGAGCAAACUGAAAUGGACUGAUGUAUACAUAU
This is a messenger RNA of Sinocyclocheilus rhinocerous, 3222 nucleotides long. Its product is annotated as protein bicaudal D homolog 1-like. Gene Ontology annotation, cellular component: Golgi apparatus; cytosol. The coding region runs from base 286 to 3006 and encodes 906 amino acids. The transcript is spliced from 10 exons. Lineage: Eukaryota; Metazoa; Chordata; Actinopteri; Cypriniformes; Cyprinidae. The record is from RefSeq and is a predicted model, not a curated record. Gene Ontology annotation, biological process: protein localization to organelle; regulation of microtubule cytoskeleton organization; positive regulation of receptor-mediated endocytosis. Gene Ontology annotation, molecular function: cytoskeletal adaptor activity; dynein intermediate chain binding; dynein complex binding.